AGAACACAGUAGCAUGAAUAUGUCUUUCUCUGACUCCCAGAAUCUACCUCCCCCACCACCACCGCCGCCCCCAUUGAUCGGCAAAACCGCCCCCAAGCUACCAACUGUAGCAUCAGAGGGACCCACCGGGGCUUACCUGGUCGAGUUACUAAUUUUCAACGGCUGGCCCUUUAAAGACCACUGGGCUUACUCGGUUCGGUCACCAUCUGCCCCUGAUAUCGGUGUGCAGCUCCAUGCGACCGGGGAUGUAAGGAACGGCUUCGAGUUCCAAAUCAAGCGCCACUAUGACUUCCAUGACGACAACAGUGAACGCCCCUCUACCCGGAUUCCCUUACAGUGGAUCGACGGGAAAUACUUUGACGAACGGGCGAUGAUGAAUAAUGGGGUGCUGGAGCUGGACAAUGUGCCUGUCUGUGGCUUUGAGGCUAGUGUACACAAGGUUAAGGCUCCGGGGAAGUCUUUGAAUACGGUCACCGAGACUGCCAUUUUGGAAGGCAAGAAGGCGCAAAAGGUGAACCAAAGGAACUGUCAGACAUGGAUUGUGGAGUCUGCCGAUCAACUUGUCCGCGACGGGAUAUUUCGCGAGGACGUUGCGGCGUAUCUUCGUGCUAUUGAGCAGUGAUACACGUGUGGUACUAUCCAAACACUAUCCUUCAUCUGCUUGCUAGAAGCGAGAUGCAUAGACAUUCUUUUCCUUGCGGAGAAAUCGAACACGAUCGUAUGAGUUGCGUCUUUUUCGAGGCGAAGCACCCGCUCAGCCUUGCCGAUCGGGACCUGAACUGUCAACCAAUGUUCGCAAUGCGGGCAGCGGAUUUGUCCGGAAUCUGAGUGGAUAUCGUGCCGUAGGAUCCACUGUAGGAACGGAGGCUAAGAUGGCACUAAAGGGGCGUCCAGAGCAUUGACGUCUGCCACCACAUUCCUGGACUACUCCGUAGUAGAAGCAGAGAUUUCGAUCCAGAGAUGUCAAGUAGCAUAUUCAGUAAACCAAUAAAGGAUCUAGGUGGAGCAAUACAGUUCAAAUCGUAGACCCGCAAAAGUGUCUGCCUAUCAAUGCUUAAUGACCAUGAUAAGAGAUCUUAGUAGGAGCCCCACCCGGGCGCUCAGACAACGCAAGGGGAUGAAUUGGGUAAGCUUACGAACAAUG
Aspergillus pseudonomiae is the source of this 1144-nucleotide messenger RNA. RefSeq lists its product as uncharacterized. Lineage: Eukaryota; Fungi; Ascomycota; Eurotiomycetes; Eurotiales; Aspergillaceae. The coding region runs from base 14 to 622 and encodes 202 amino acids. The transcript is spliced from 2 exons. The record is from RefSeq and is a predicted model, not a curated record.